AAUUUCUCUGCGGUGGCGCCACUAAAUUUUUUCGCGCUUGCGCAUAUUGAAGGUGGAAGAAAAACUGCUACUCUGGCAGUUUUUCGAAAUGGCUUGAAACCAUCAAUAUUGGCAGUCCGCGUGAAAAAACGUGUAAAUUUUAUUACUGAAAAAGCAAAUUAUCAUUAAUUUGCUGAUAAAUUGAGUAUUCAAUUAUGGAUCGACCUAAAGAACAACAGGUGCUUGAAGAUAGACUGAGAGAGCUAGCCGCAUCCGGUGAUAUUGAAGGUGUCAAGGAACUGAUCUCUAAGGGCGUAAACAUCAACACACAAAAUGCUGUUAACGGAUGGACUCCUCUUCACUGGGCGUGCAAACGUGGCUACACACUUUUAGUGGCUUACCUUUUGAGAGAAGGGGCAAAUAAGGAAAUACAAGGGAGCAGAGGAGAAACUCCAGCAUCUAUUUCUACCAAUCCACAUAUUUUAGACCUUCUGACGGGAGCACCUUUGUUUCAAGAUACUGCAAGAUUUCAGGAUGAAUCGGAGAAAUACACCUCAAAUUUUAAUUCCAAAAAUAUUCAAUUGAGUCCAAGUUCUCGUCCAGGACACGCUAGGCUUGCGACUCUUAGCUCAAUGGAGACUGCAAACAUUCCUCGUGACUGCCUCGUUUUGAAAAUUCGUUUGGCAAAUUCCAAAGAUCCAGAUUUCAUUGAAGUGGAAAUACCAAGGCGAGAUUUAAAUUAUGCAUCUGUGUUACAAGUGUGUUGCAUCGAGCUUAAUUUGCAGCCACGAUUAAUUGAAAGGGUAAGAAAAUUGCCAAAUACAAGAUUGAGGAACGACGCGGAUGUCAGAAGACUACAAGAUUUUCAAGAGAUAGAAGUAGUCACUCACAGUAAUAAUGAACAGAUGUGCAAUGGAGGACCACCAACUCAAACAAAUCUUACACCAGCAAAUGUAUAUCAGAGUAUAUCAAAGAAGGAUCAGACAAUACUUUACUGAACUCAAGGAAAAAAAUGACGAAAAGGAUACAGGAUUUGACUUAUUUAUAAAAUAAAUAUAACUAGGGUUACUUUUAUUGUCAUUUUUUAGUUUUGUUUAAAAAAAAAACAACUUUAUUAAAAGUAUUAAAUUCUAUCUAAUUCAUA
Molecule: messenger RNA, 1123 nt
Organism: Venturia canescens
Lineage: Eukaryota; Metazoa; Arthropoda; Insecta; Hymenoptera; Ichneumonidae
Product: ankyrin repeat domain-containing protein 40-like
Exons: 3
Coding region: 195-977 (260 amino acids)
Molecular function (GO): protein binding
Source: RefSeq, a predicted model, not a curated record